Glossina fuscipes is the source of this 1343-nucleotide messenger RNA. RefSeq names its product transmembrane protein 177. The record is from RefSeq and is a predicted model, not a curated record. NCBI's taxonomy places the organism in Eukaryota, Metazoa, Arthropoda, Insecta, Diptera, Glossinidae. The transcript has 4 exons. The coding region runs from base 58 to 1020 and encodes 320 amino acids.
GCUGUUGUAUGAACAAGAAGCUGCUAUUGAAUAAGUGAUUAAACAUAAAUAAUCAAGAUGUGUUAUUCAUUAAAUAAAUUAAAAAAAUCAAGAUCCGGCUAUUUUACGACUGCAAAUGGAAGAAAAAUAACUUUCUUUUUAGCAGGCAGUACAGCUGUUGGGCUCUUGCUCAUAAAUUUUGUACCACAUACCAUAGGGUUAAAUUAUUAUAAAAACUUUAUUCAAUGCUAUAGAGAUGGGCAGCCACUUCCAAUUUCCGAGAAAGUGAAUGAGAGAUUUCGUCGGGCUAAAGAGAUUUUAAAUAUCAAAAAAGAUAAUUAUCCAAUUGAAACGUUUUCGGUUUUUGGUUUCGAUUUAUUUAAUGCCGGAUAUACAAAAUCGCGCUUUGGAGUUAAAAUCGGCAUACCUGUGAAUUACGACUACGACUCCAUUGAAUCAGUAAAAUGGGAUCAAAUCAAAUAUCUGAAUAAAGAUAUAAAUUGGGAUACGGAAAAUGGAAAACUUUUAAAACAUUCAAUUGUUCUAACUGAAGGUGAACAAAUAUUUGGAUUGUGUAAAGCGCUACUACAAGCCCAAGCACACGGCGUUAUUCUUAAUUCUAUAUAUCCGACCUUCUCCUUUAUUAUGAUAUACACGAUUGCACGUUAUUUAAAUCUUAGUUUGGGACUUCUGGCAAGGCCUUUAAGCCUCCGAAUGGUUAUGUACACGAUUUUAGGAUUUUUUGGGUACGGCUCAUGGUGCUUCAUGAAGGACUACACGCAGAUCUCCUCCGACACCGAAGUAGAUAAGAGGCUUUCAGCUUUGGGUCCAGAAUUUGUGACUGCUGGAAUUAAUUUUUAUGACAAGCAGCUGAGCAAAAACAUUGCUUUACGUGAGCUAAUGGGUGAUGAUACUUAUACGGCAAAAGGCAAUGUUAACUAUAUUUUGCGACAGAAAUCCUUACCACUUACAAUUAGAAAAUCAUUUUUUGAAGACUUGUGCAGGAAGCAAAAUGAAGAAUUAGCAAGCAGCGCAAUUUAAAUCAAAAAAAUACAUUAGUAUGGACACACUAUUGGAAAAAUAAUAAUGUUCAUUUUUAUUUAAAUGAGAGCUAUGCUUAGACGAAUAUUAUAAUUAAACAUUGGUGACACAGCAGCAGCAGCAUUUUCUAUAGUCUUUUUUAAGACAUGCUCCGUUAUCGAUUAAACCAGUUUUAGGGAUCUUACAGCAUUUGAAGUAACGGUCUUGUAGUUGGUGUAAAUAAAAAUAUAACGCAUUUUUCACGCAUUCCUACAAUCACUAGGAAUAUCUUGAAGACGGAUUUAUCUUUUUUAAAUUUAUAUAGCAAGUCCCUUUAAAGGUUA